AAACAUUUGAAUACCAAGGAACACCGAACAUUUCUUAACUUUCCCUUCGUCCAUAUAUAUAUAUUAUGCAAUGCCUCCAAUUUGCUCCAUGAAACUUAAGACAUUUGUGGGUGGGAAAUGGCAGCAAAGGCAAGUAGUGUUAUUAUGCCCAUUGUGAGCAAAAUGUAUUGCUCACCAUCUCAGGUGAUUCUUGUAGUAAGGAGGAGGCCUCAUGUUGUGAACGGAGGAGGUUUUGUAGUGACAGAUUGUACCCAGAAGGUGGUUUUCAGAGUAGAUGGCUGUGGAAUACUCGGUAAAGACGGGGAAGUCGUUCUAAGGGAUGCGGAGGGCGAUUCUCUCCUUCUCAUUCGUCGAAAGGAAGGAAUCGUCGAAGCGCUAAACAUCAACAAACACUGGAAAGGGUAUGCAUUCAACUAUGAAGGUUCACAGAAGAAGGUUUUCACCUUAAAAGAGCCUAACUCGUAUCUCAUGAAGAACAAUCCAAUCAAAAUCUCCACUCAACCCAGGGGUUGUGGCACACAGUGGGAUUUUCAGACCAAGGGUUCUUUCCACGAUCGAACUUGCAGCAUUGUCGAAUCCACCGGCAACAUCAUAGCAGAGAUUGGAAUCAGGAAAGACGUGGAGGAGAUGAUGAUGGGAAGCAGGGAUCUUUACCACGUAAUCGUGAAACCUGGGACUGAUCAGGCCUUUGUUUUUGGAGUUAUCGCUGUUCUUGACUACAUCUACGACGGAUCUACCAGAUGCUGAUCAUCGAAUCUGAAGGAGAUGAUGCUCUAUUCAUGAAUUCUUUUCUUCAUGUAUAAGCAAUUAAUCAAUAAUCUGUGCUAUAGACAUAGUAUUUGUCAAUAUCAAUGAUACUAUUAACCCAGAAGUAGUAGCAAGAAAAUGUUUUUUUUUUUUUUUGCGAAAUGCAUUCUGUUGUGUGCACGGCAUAUCAAAUUUGGGUGCA
Messenger RNA from Rhododendron vialii, 949 nucleotides. RefSeq names its product protein LURP-one-related 6-like. Bases 118 to 747 code for a protein of 209 amino acids. Lineage: Eukaryota; Viridiplantae; Streptophyta; Magnoliopsida; Ericales; Ericaceae. The record is from RefSeq and is a predicted model, not a curated record. The transcript has 3 exons.